AUGCCGGAGCUUCCUUCGUGCCAUUUGCUUCUGAUCGCCGUCGCCCUCGCCUCGGGGCAUGGCCAGGACACGUUCGAGGAGAGCGGCGGUGUGCAGCUGCUGCAGCAGAAGUUGGCCCUCGGCAAGCUGGAGCCGCUCCUGGAAGCCGCCGAGCCGAUUUACUGGAUCCACUUCGCGAAAUGCGGCAGUUCCUUCAUCAAUCCUCUGAUGCACCUCCCUGGAGUGUGUCCACUCGCCGGCAGCCUGGUCGUCGAUAAGCAGUCCUUGGGCGCCUGUUACUUGGAG
This is a messenger RNA of Symbiodinium sp. CCMP2592, 285 nucleotides long. The record is from the annotation of a GenBank genome assembly. NCBI's taxonomy places the organism in Eukaryota, Dinophyceae, Suessiales, Symbiodiniaceae.